This is a messenger RNA of Formica exsecta, 2002 nucleotides long. RefSeq names its product DNA-binding protein RFXANK-like. The coding region runs from base 786 to 1625 and encodes 279 amino acids. Gene Ontology annotation, cellular component: nucleus. The transcript is spliced from 6 exons. NCBI's taxonomy places the organism in Eukaryota, Metazoa, Arthropoda, Insecta, Hymenoptera, Formicidae. Gene Ontology annotation, molecular function: protein binding. The record is from RefSeq and is a predicted model, not a curated record. Gene Ontology annotation, biological process: regulation of gene expression.
AAUCAAUAACAGAUGACAGAUCAGUAUGCGUGUAUAUGUAGUUAGGGACUGAGUGCGCGAGCUCUACGCGAUAUCAUUGGCAAACUUUGAUCGUUUAUAACUCAAGAACUAUUGCAGCCUCAAAAUUUUUGUAUUAUGCAUGUAUGCUACGUGCGAGCGAGAGAGAACGCAAGUGAGAAUUAUCUGAGUUUUUAUGUAAAUGGAAAGCGACUAUUAUAUAUGCGUGAAAAAGAAUCCGUCUGUCAUAUAUGACACAUGUGACAUGUGACAUGUGUCGUCAUUUGAAAUGUCAAAUUCUUCAACUUCCAUGCGUUGUUCUCGUGUCUUCUUUGCGAUACAAAUAUGAUCUUAUUUAACAGAAAUACGGUCUCCAUUAAUUAAUCAUUGCUAUGUUUAGGCAAUAAAAUAAUAUGCUAAUAUGAGAAAAGUGUAAACAAGGGCCUCACACCUCUUGAGAAAGAGAGAGGUGUCAUCGAUAUGCGAAAUCUUUAAUCUAACCUCUAACAUGUGACAUACGUCCUGUUUUGAAAUCGUACGAUAACGCAUAAGGUCUUUGGUACCAAAAUAAAGGAAAAAAAGUGGAAGCGUCAAAAAACCGAAAAAUAACUACUCGAUUGACGGCACGUUAAAUACCAUCUUAUUAAAAAAAAUACAUCCUGUUUUUAUGCAAUUUAACAAAAAUUACAGUUUCUAUAUUUACCUUAACGAAUAAAGUAGACAUCGUGAAAAGUAAAAUUGAAUUGUUCGAUAUAUUUUAUAUAUGAUUCUCUUGAAAUUGGUCGACUAUGGAGAAUCAGGUUCAUUCGGAAUUGAUUAUGAAGGAGGAACGAGACGAGGAGGAAAUGAAAGAGGGUCGACGUUCUACCGAAAGCAACAAGAGCAUCACACCUGACGCUUCGGCGAUCGGGAUAAGACCGAAGCCUCUAAUCUGUAAGCCGGAGAAUGUGAGCAUCGGAUGCAAGUCGGAGCCGAUCGAGAGGAAAUGGCAGUGGGCCCCGGGAGCGUGGCAAGAUGCGACCAGAACCAGCGCAUUUCAGCCGUAUAAGCCGCCCACAUUACUCACGAAUCUGCAAAGGGGCAAUACUCAGACUCAGAUACAUCAGCUCUAUAUAGAAAACGAUAUCACGUUUCAUACUUUGGCUGGUCAAGGGGAACUUACACCUGAACAUAUAUGUUCAAAUUCAGUAGAUGCGACUGAUGAAAAGGGCUUAACAGGAUUGAUGUGGGCCAGUGCUUAUGGACAAUUAGGUACCGCUAGGCAAUUGCUCAAGUGGAGUGCUAAAAUAAAUCGCCGUGGACCAAACGGAGAGACAAGUUUGCAUCUGGCAGCUGCUUAUGGUCAUUAUGACGUCGUUAAAUUAUUAUUAAAUCACGGUGCUGACCCUAAUGCAGGCGACGAGGAUGGUAAUACACCACUAAUCUAUGGAGCAUAUUAUGAUCAUCCACGUGUGUGUUAUGAAUUAUUAACAAAAGGUGCAGAAGUAACACAUAUUAAUUUUUCCAAUGUAAGUGCUUACAAGGCAGCUAUUAUGAAUAAUUCAAUGAAUGCUAAAGCAGUUAUUGAGAAUCACCUGAUACCACAAAUUAUAAAUAUACCAACAGAUGAAUUAAAUCAUAGAGAUUAAGAAAUAACAAUAUUUUCAUGUGGUAGGAAAGAAAAAUAACACAUGAAACAUUUAUCGAGACAAGGUAUAUAAACUUACGAACAAGUAACAAAAUUUGAUAUAUUUGGUAAUAAUACAAUCCCCUUUUCAGGCGCGCUAUUGUAAUAUACUAAAAUAUAUGUAUCAAAUAAAAUGUAAAUAUACGAUAAGUUUUCAUCGUGAGUCCAAUUUUUUUUCUAAUUAGAGAAUAUAUCUUCUUUUUUACAAACUUAUUCGGCAUCAGACAGUUAUUAAAUUGUAUAAUAAUAAAAAUUGAGGCGUGUAUGUAAAUAUACCAACGUAUACUCAUCGAUCAUCAAGAAAUGACUAUGGCAAUAAAAUUAAAACUCAAACAGUAA